This is a messenger RNA of Halteromyces radiatus, 435 nucleotides long. RefSeq names its product 40S ribosomal protein S17-A. The record is from RefSeq and is a predicted model, not a curated record. Lineage: Eukaryota; Fungi; Mucoromycota; Mucoromycetes; Mucorales; Cunninghamellaceae. Gene Ontology annotation, molecular function: structural constituent of ribosome. Gene Ontology annotation, biological process: translation. Bases 1 to 435 code for a protein of 144 amino acids. The transcript has 2 exons. Gene Ontology annotation, cellular component: ribosome.
AUGGGUCGCGUUAGAACUAAGACUGUCAAGAAGGCUUCUCGUGUCUUGAUCGAAAAGUAUUAUCCUCGUCUUACUUUGGAUUUCCAAACCAACAAGAAGAUCUGUGACGAAGUUGCUAUUAUCACCACCAAGCGUCUUCGUAACAAGAUUGCCGGUUUCACCACUCAUUUGAUGCGCCGUAUCUCUCGUGGUCCUGUCCGUGGUAUUUCCUUCAAGUUGCAAGAAGAAGAACGUGAACGUCGUGAUAACUAUGUUCCCGAAUUCUCUGCUUUGGACACCUCUGCUAUCGAAAUCGACCCUGACACCAAGGAUUUGUUGAAGUCUCUCAACUUUGAAAACUUGCCCGGUGUUCAAGUCACUAACCCUGUUGCUGCCGGUGCUCACUCUGAUGUCCGUCGUCCUCGUGCUAACCGUCCUCGCAAGACUGAAGCUUAA